Molecule: messenger RNA, 669 nt
Organism: Stereum hirsutum FP-91666 SS1
Lineage: Eukaryota; Fungi; Basidiomycota; Agaricomycetes; Russulales; Stereaceae
Exons: 4
Coding region: 1-669 (222 amino acids)
Source: RefSeq, a predicted model, not a curated record
AUGGCGGCCGCCCUCCUCACUGACGGCUACGUAGCCCGCACAUUUGGAACCAAUACUGCUCGCCAACACUUCCGUGACUAUCUGAAGAGAGAUAUCGAAAGCCUUGAUGUCUAUUACGAUGGGCAGGGUCGUUGUUACUUUCUUAAAGCCAAUAGCCUUGGAUAUCCUCACCCCACUAUCCGCCUGGACCAUUACGCAGAGGCUCCGCAUCUCAUCGUUACCCAGUUCUACUGGUUACCCAGAACAACCACCGACUUUGAUCGCUAUGUAUGGGCUCCGCAGCUUGGAAACACCAUUUUCUUUGGGCUUCCUGGUAAAGGAAGAGGCUUAUCGGUCACGGAUGCUGCCGCAGGUAACUGCUUGGACAUUCCUGGCCGAGAAGCGUAUUUCUCUCCAGUGGCAAAAGCAUCGACUCAGAUACGCGUGCUUUGGCCGGGAUACCCAGAGCUACAGCGUCAAGUUCAGACGAGGGAUGAGACGCCUGCUAAGAAUCCAAUUAGGCUUGAAAAAUUCAUUCAACAUAUCGGCCGUACAGUAGAUUCGUUUCUGGCGCAUACAGUUGUUCUGAAUGGUAGAGGCUACCGAAUCACCAAGAAUGAUAUACUCAUCCUGGGGGCUGUUCAAGUUUCCUCUGGCUCUUGGCAGGCUCUUCUUCAAUAUAAGCCUUAG